Carcharodon carcharias (great white shark) is the source of this 1671-nucleotide messenger RNA. RefSeq names its product neuronal calcium sensor 1. The transcript is spliced from 9 exons. The coding region runs from base 772 to 1344 and encodes 190 amino acids. NCBI's taxonomy places the organism in Eukaryota, Metazoa, Chordata, Chondrichthyes, Lamniformes, Lamnidae. Gene Ontology annotation, molecular function: calcium ion binding; calcium sensitive guanylate cyclase activator activity. The record is from RefSeq and is a predicted model, not a curated record.
GAUGCGCGCGCAGGCGCUGCGGUUGCUCUGGGAGAAGCGGCUCCGCUUCAUUCAAACAGGCGGAGGGAGCGCCGGGCGGAGAGGAUUCCAAGGAUUGUAGCAUUGAUUAACUGCUCCAUGCACUGUAACCCAGGACACCAAUGCAUUGAGAGAGUUGACCAUGUGCAGUACUGUAAUGCUGUAACCACGCUUGAACAGUUUAAAGUGCAUCAUCAAUUUCUAAAAAUAGAACAGAAUAAAACAACUCAUUAAAUUGACUCAACCCAGAGGAUACAAAAGACAAAGAAACACUGAAAACACCACCCAUUGCCCAUAGAGGUUAAAUUGAGCAAUCGUCAUUGCAGCCAGGGUCAGUGAUUAUCAACACUAUACCAAAGGAAAGCUGGAAACACCACCCACCUCCCCAAGGGGCUAAAUUGAGCAAACUGUCGUGGCAACUGGGGACAACGGCUAUCGACGCUUCACACCAAAGAAAAGCUUCUCUGAUUCUGAAGAAAAGAAAAAUCCGGAGUGAAUUUUGACAUUGUGUUUGGGCUGCUUAUCGAGCCUGUGGUGGAGCGACAAACAGGCCAUUAUUAAACCAUCACCAAGGAAACCACAGCUGUGCAACAUUACGUAGAGAGAACACAGGAGGCAUCCUGAGAAUAUUUCAUUUCAAGAACUAACUUAAGCUCACCAUCAAUAUUUCUGACCUGUUUGAAUCUCAGAUUUCUUCAAACUUUAAUGUACGUUUACCAAAAAAUACAUUUUCCCAUGUGUUAAGUUGCUGCAAUGGGGAAAUCCAACAGUAAGCUGAAGCCUGAAGUUGUAGAGGAGCUGACGAGGAAAACAUACUUUACUGAGAAAGAAGUCCAACAGUGGUACAAAGGUUUCAUUAAAGACUGCCCCAGUGGACAGCUUGAUGCUGCAGGCUUCCAGAAAAUCUACAAACAGUUCUUCCCCUGUGGAGACCCGACUAAGUUUGCUACAUUUGUCUUCAAUGUCUUUGAUGAAAACAAAGAUGGAAAAAUUGAGUUCUCUGAGUUUAUCCAAGCACUGUCAGUAACAUCAAGGGGGACUCUGGAUGAAAAACUGAGAUGGGCUUUUAAACUGUAUGACCUAGAUAAUGAUGGCUACAUCACCAGGAACGAGAUGCUGAACAUUGUGGAUGCUAUUUAUCAAAUGGUGGGUAAUACAGUGGAACUUCCUGAAGAGGAGAACACGCCAGAGAAACGGGUGGAUAGGAUUUUUGCCAUGAUGGACAAGAAUGCUGAUGGCAAGUUAACCCUACAGGAGUUUCAAGAGGGAUCAAAAGCAGAUCCAUCCAUUGUCCAAGCGCUUUCUCUAUAUGAUGGCCUAGUAUAGUCCCUGCCACCUCCCUUGCGCCAUGAUGCUCAAGGAUGAACCAUUUUGGUGCCAUUUGAACGGUUCUGUGCAGCAGCUCGAUGGUCCAGCAGUCGCUCACCUUCACCUAGAUGUGAACAGGAGUGCACGGGUGUGUGCAAGCUGAGCUCUUUUGCUUGUCUCCAUUUGCCAAUCUCAGCUUAAGAACCUAAAAUGUUUUUUUUAGACUUGAGAACUCUGCAGUAGACACACGCCUCCGUUUUUUUUUGGAAAGACUUGAUCGAAAGGAGUAUUGAUAAUUGCCUUUUUGUACGAUUCGAGACUGAAUUAAAUUGUUCUAGCUGUGAA